CGUUUCGUGUAGGCGUCUGAGAAAGCCUUCCUGCUAACAACCCGAGGAUACGUUUGAGCACAUCGAAGCUGCACGAUAUACACGGAAGCUUUGCAUUGUUAUCGGAGCGUUGUGCUCCUUCUCCUGCUCCAGGGCCCCUAACGAGCCCCCUACUUGGAGGGCUCCCAGGGAGCUCGCUCCUGAUUGGCCAGCAGGCUGUUUCCUUGCAGCUGGCCCAACUGAAAGCCCAGCUAGCACUGACUCAGAUAAACACCGCUCUUGCUGUUGGCAGCCGAGCAGCAACCUUUACAGUAAACUCGAACACACCUUCAUACAUUGCUACAAAACCCCCCUCCCCGACUGCUGCAGCCAUCAAUCUCCUUAACCUUCUGAAGAUCGCAAACAAUAUGUCCCAUCACCUGUAUAACCCCUAUGCCUCUGGGAAUCAAAGUUCCACCCAGAGGCAGUAUGGACAAUCGAGUUUACCAUCAGAGAGGGACCCUCGGAGGGCACCUUCUCGCCUCGCACCUGCGUCCAGUUUCAGCUCUUCUGGAGGUUCUUCUGUGACUCCUGCCAACUCUGGGGGAAUGCUCCCUGCACUUAUGUCUCAGUCAAUAAACUACAGGCCUGAACAGAGUAGGGCCAUAAUGACCAAGGACUUAGAUGAGUCUAUAGACAUCCAUAUUAGCAGAGCCAGAGAAGAGGUGAGGCUUCUCAACAAACCGAUGCAUCAGGCAGUGGACCAGGGCACUCUCUUUACGAACACUCAAAGGGAUGAGCUGCGCUCCUCAGGCACAGGGAUGGCCUCCUACCCAAUGUCCUCAACCUCUGCCUCUCUAGGACAUAGACACUCGGACAUUGAAAGCAGCAGUAGCUCCUUGGACUGGUCGUCAAACUACAAAAGGCCUACUGCGGAUGACUCUAAAUUUUAUCCUCCAUCUGCUUCGUCUAAUUUUGCAAGCGGUGGGGACAGUAGGUUUAAUACCUCCAAUAACAGAGAACACGAUAUGCAGUCCAUUCCAGGUUUAGGUGAUUAUGACUAUGCAGGGUCAGACAAACCUGUCGCCUCUACAGAGUCUAGUCGACCCAAGUACACUUCCGAAUCAGCUGCGAAUAUCCUCGUGCACUUCGGACUUGAAAAAGAGGACUUGGAACAUCUCAUCUCUUUCCCCGAAGACCAGAUUACUCCUGAUAACCUGCCGUUCAUCUUGCGCCAAAUCCGCAUUCAGAAGGCCAAGAGUGCUACAACAGCAGUUCAGUCAGUACCCUAUCCCGAACCCCAACCCACCAGAAGUGUGAGUGGAAUGGACAGUCACAGUUUGAGUAGUUCUAGAGGGGCAGGGAUGCGCCAGGAGGAAAGGUCUAUUGCUGUUCUCCAGCCAAGCAAAGUGAUUGACUAUGGACAUACUGGCAAAUAUACUGGAGGGGUUGGGGAUGAGAUUGGAAUGACCAGUGGCAGUAGAUCCAACAGUGGUGGGAGGGGAAGUACGUUUCUGAUGGACGCUUUCAAUAGUAGCAGCCACAUUCGAGAACCACUACAAAAAAAUACAACAGAGGUGAAAAGCAGUGCCUUGGGUUCUUCACGUGAUCAGGCGAGUUCUGUUACCAGUCUUGGCUCUUCGUACAGUUCUGUACUGAGCUCUGUGGCUCCCCCAAGCAAUGAUCCGAACAAACGAUUGCAGACAUCCCAAACAAUCCCCAGCCUCUUCUCUCUGCCUAAGAAGGACACCGACAUCAGAGUUCUCAAGCCUGAAGCCUCCAAACCCGGUCCCUUAAAAGAACCACAGGCAGAUCGCCAGUCAACCUUCAAAAGUCAACCACCCUGCACUGUGCUCCGUGGUGUGCAUCCCAGCCGACCUGGUCUCGUGGUCAUUGACAGUAAUGACACAAAGAAUCAGAGAAAAGCCCGCCGUCAAGAGUCAACAGUUGCUGAGCAGAUGAAGCGGCAGCAGCCAGCGCAGAUGAAGCAGCAGCCAAUGAAGCAGCAGCAGCCAGCGCAGCAGACGCCGAGGCAGCCAGCGCAGCAGACGCCGAGGCAGCCAGCGCAGCAGACGCCGAGGCAGCCAAGUCAGCAACAAUCAAAGCAGCACAUGCAGCAGCAGAAGCAGUUGAUAUCGCAGACGGGGCAAGCUACGUGGCCUCCAGUUUUUUCUGCUGCAAAAACUGUUUCCGCAGCUCCUCUCCUCCCCAGCAUUGUUGAUGUCUCACAGGGGUUAAUCCCUCGCCCGAUGGGUAUUCCUCCAGCUCUGCCUCAAGGAAUACCAGGCCUGAUGAACUUAAUUAAUAUGACGCUGCCACCUUCCAACAGGCAGCUCCCAGCAAAGGUGGGAGUCUCCAAGGCCCUGCCAAAGCCGGCCAUGAUGCAUGACUAUGCAGCAGCCUCGCCGAGAAUCUUUCCACAUACCUGUUCUCUGUGUAACAAAGAAUGUACUCAUAUGAAGGAUUGGAUCUCCCACCAGAACACCAGCCUUCAUCUUGAGAACUGCAAAUUGCUCCGAACACAAUACCCGGAGUGGGAUGGUGAGAUAGCACCCGGGCCCAGGACUGAGGGUAAAGAUCCCACGCCCUCAGCAUCAGUUUCUGCACAGACUUCCCGACGUCAUCUCCAGAAAACGAGGCAGGGAAGCAGCUCAUGUUCCCGUUCGCCCAGCCCGCGUCGCCGCCAUGGCUCGGAGGGUAGAAGGGAGAAACGCAGCAGCCGAUCACGUUCACCACACAGCUCCAGAUACAAUCGCAGGUCCCGGUCUCGUUCUCACUCCCCAUGGUAUGACCGCCCGACCUCCUCCCGUUAUCGGUCACAUUCAAGGAGCCCUGAGAGACGGUCUUCACCGAGGAGGAGAGACGAGAGACGGUCCUCACCAAGGAGGAAUGAUGACAGACGGUCAUCUCCAAGGAGAAGCCGUGAGAGACGGUCACCUUCAAGGAGUGAUGAGAGACGUUCGACGCCAAGGAGGAGCCGUGAGAGACGGUCGCCUUCAAGGAGGAGUGACGAGAGACGAUCGCCGCAUAGGAGGAGCCGUGAGAGACGAUCGUCACCAAGGAGGAGUGACGAGAGACGAUCGCCGCCAAGGAGGAGACGUGAGAGGCGAUCGUCCACAGAAGACUCAUCCCCUAAACGAAAGAAGUCGAGCAGUGCAGAGAGACUGGCUAAGAAACUACUGGAAACAUCAGCUGUCCAGUCUCUGUCAAAACAGUCUGACCUGGAGGCCGUGGUUAAAACUCUGGCUCCUGCUUUACUGGCUGAGCUAGCCAAGAUGAAGUCCUCUUCAUCCUCCUCUUCCAAAGGAGGAAAACCCUCCUCGUCUACACACACUGCAGGAAGAAAGAGAUCGCCUUCUACUGGCUCCUCCUCAUCCUCCCUCUCUACAGCAAAGACAAAGGAGUUGACUUCAAAGCCCUCCAAAGCAAAUCCCAGCCCCCAGAAGAGCGAGGCAAGUUCUGCCACUAAGACAAAGUCUGGUAAACCUUCACCUCCAACCAUGGUGAGACUCGAAGGGAUUCGUAGUUCUCUCUCUCACAAUGAUGUGAUUGUUGCUGUGGAGCACUUUGGAAAAACCAAGUCAGUUGUACUGUUUCGGUCCAGACUGCAGGCAAUCGUGUGUUUUGAGAAAGAGGAAGACGCUACCAAACUGAAGAGCGCAAAGAGCCUCGAUGUGAAAGGAAUAACAGUCACCGUUAUCAGAGAAAAGGUGACUGAUUCUAAGGAGCAAAAGAAUCCUCCUCAAAAAAAACCUGCCACGUCCAGUGACGCCACACCUCAAACCACUACAUCCACAACCACCACUAAAAAGGUUGUUGUCAAAAAAGCUGCAACAGGCAAACUUACCACUCAGAAAAUUGCAGCUAAAGGGUCAGUUAAAGGCACGACUGUCACUAAAUCUAAAGUCUUGGUUUCCAAAGCGAAAAACAUCUCUACCAAGCAGCUAGCCAAAACGACAAAAACAGGAAAGUUGCCCGUGAAGGGAGCUGUGAAAAAGACUGUGGUAAAGCAAAAAAGUUCAAAGUCCGCCGCUCAAGGACCGGAGACAAAGACAGAAGCUUCAGAAAAUCAGCCUGAUGCUGGUCACGCCAAACAAAAACCUCUACCUGAAAAACUCAAAACUUUUAAAGAAGAGGUGGUGGAGCCCAAAGACACAGCAGAGGUUGUUGAGACAGCAAAUGCAACAGUUCUUGAACCUAAGAAAAAACUUGACAUAGCCGAUGUUGAGGUGAAAGGUGAUGAACCGAUGCAGCUUGGGUUAACAGCAGUUAAAAUAGAGCCUAUGGAAAUUGGAUGUACUGCUGAGGGCGAAAGGGAAAAACAGCCAACUACAGAGGCCGUACCAGAAGAUUCAGCAGACAAAUCCAGUGAGAGUCAACCAUCAAGCAGUACAGAUGUGACUCAGUCAACAGAAACCCCUGUCGAAGGUUUACCGCUCGUCCAGCAAAGCACCCCAUCAGAACCAGAGUCCACUGCUCAAGGCCCGGAGACCAAGACAGAGGCUUCGCAAAUGCAACAGCAGGCUGCAGAACGCACAAUUGAAGCUGCUGUAGAGGCAAAGCUGCCAGGUGGAGGGGUGGAGAUAAAGACAGUGCAGAAAGAUCCUGUGACUGCAUCUAAGACACAAACCGAUGCACCAGCCAAGAAGGCAUCCGAAGCUGUCUGCAAUGUUUCAGCCAACUUGAUUGAGAUUGCCCCAUCUGUCACAACUGAGCCCACUGCUGCAGCAGUGAGCGAGGAGCAACCGGCACAGUCUUCCACUGCAGUUACCCCUCUGACUAUUGGGGAGAUGGUAGAAAAGCACCUGGGUCGAAAUAAAAUACUGUGCGUCAGGAUGAAGAUGUACUUCUCGCCAAAUUAUAUUCCAGAUAAGAAGCUGUUGUACAUAUAUGGACUGCCGAGGUAUCACGAUGGCUGCUACACAGAGGAUGACAUUGCAGAACUGUUCAUUCCAUUUGGGUUUCAAUAUAAAGAUGACACCAUCUAUGUUAUUCCUCAGACGCGCAUGGCCUUCGUCCAGAUGCCAACAGUGGAGAAUGUGCAGAACACAAUUACCUCUGUCACAAAAAAUCACAUUAUUUUUCAAAAGUGUAAACUCUCUGUACAGCCAGUAGCAGGUGGCAUUGCGAUGACGCACCUCGGAUUUUAUAAAUCACUGAUGAGGCUGAUGAAGUCUCCUGUGCAAGAUGAAGGACAGAGAACAGUCUUCAUCAAGAACAUAUCACAGAGUGAGACCAGGGACUUGAGGGAAGCUUUGAAAAAAGUCAGUUCUGUCAAGAACUACCUGCCUCUCCUCAACAAGCUAUUCAUAGAGUUUGAGACUGUUUGCGAUGCUGAUCAUUUUGGAGUUUGGCACAGUCUCCUGAAAGAAGCACCUAGCCACGAAGUCCACAGGCUGAAAAUACCAAACACGGGCUGUAAAUCACCACCAGCAAAACUUCCUGAGAAAGCUCUGCCGGACAGCAAGGAUGUUGUUGCCAAGGCAACUGUCCCGCCAAUAAAAAACAUUCCACAAGACAGCAUUUCACCAUUUUGGGUCACGAUGAGAACUAGGCCCUUCCUGUUCCCUACCAUGUUUCCUUGGUUCAUCAUCCCAGAUUACCUGACAGUCAGAGGACAGGACGACAUUGAGAAGGCCAGUGGUUCCAAGUUCCCCACAAUCAUGUUGACCGGUUUGCCAGAGGGAAACUACCAGCACGAGGAUGUGGCCAAGCUGGUAUGGAGGUAUUUCCCCAAACAGAACCUUCGCUCCCUGUACUACAAUGUGACCGUCUUAUCGCUGCAGAGGAGGGCUUUUGUGUUCUUCGCUGAUUGGACUACGUGCUGCGGUUUUGUCCGAGAUCACCUCACAACUCCAGUUUCUGUCAAAGGCUCCAAGCUCAGUGUACACUUCGUCUUGCAACAGAUAAAUCCCGAAUCCAGCGAGGUCAUGAUGUACAGAAGUCUGAUGAACUGGAGCAACGCUGGAGUUCCAGAGCCAAAGUCUCUGGAGGAGCGGUUGCUCAGUGUGGAGAUUUCUGAGACGUCUGCAGCCAUCAUCAAGAUAGUGAUGGAAGUGGUGGCUUCCAUCGCACCCAUUGUCAGCUUCCUGCCGCUCGCUAACAGGAUCUGCAUUGAGAUGGCUGACUCCAGCGGUGUAACACAGGUGGUGGAGAAAUACAACACUUUCUCACCGGACUCUUUUAAUAGGCGCACAGCUUGGAGUAAAGUUAAACGUUUUGAGACUUUGAAGACCCUAAAACAGCGUCUACAGGAUUCUGGGGAGAUCACAAUUAACUUUGAACAGGACACCAUCGGUGUUGAAGCCAAGCCCCCAGGUGUGAAAUGCCAAAUUCAGAGUGGCCCUAAUGGAUCCACUAUUUCUGAGCCCAUCACAGCAGGACCGAGUGCUAUGGUCGCAAGUGAUGCAGCAAUGGAGGAGGACAGUGAGAAACCAGAAACUGAUAUCGCCAUGGACUCCACUGUAUGUUCAGAAGCAAAUGUAGAUGUAAAGAAGGAAGAGGGGUCACUAACGACUUCAGUCUCCACUACUGAUGUGACCUCUACCUCUAAAGUCAGUAGUGGAAAUGCAGCCCCUGCCGCUCAGAGCCCUGGCCACUCUGUAGCAUUGCUCAUGCCAGAACAAGCUACUCUUCAAACCAGUGGUCCGGAUGGAUCCACGGUUUCUGAGGCCCUCACAGCAGGACCAAGUGCUACGGCCGCAAGUGACGCAGCAAUGGAGGACGACGGUGGGAAACCGGUUACUGCUAUCUCUAUAAUCAGCAGUGGAAACACAGACCGUGCUGCUUCCAGCACUGCACCCUCAGCCACAGCACUCGUGACUGAAGGAAAUGUUGCAGAACUUCCUGAGAUUAACGCGGACAUUUUAAAGGUCCUCACGGCAGCAGUUCGCCAGCACAGACUCACCCGAGAGAGCAGAUCCCAGAGUGAGAAGGAGGAGAGCCCCAGCAAAAGCAACACAAGCAACAUAACAGCUGAAGACGCCCCACAAAGAAUGGGUCAGGAUGAUUUUACAGAUGACAAAGUUUCUUCAGAUGCCUAUCUUUUUGAUGAACAAAAUUUCAACAUGGAUGACUUUGUCACUGUUGAUGAAGUUGGUGAUGAUGUAGAAGACAAAACCCCCGAGCCUAAUACACCCUCCUCAUCCAAGCAAUCCUCCAAAGCGAGAGAAAAGCAAAGCUCUGGUGUGUCGUCCGCUGGCAAACGGACCUCAACAAGAUCUUCAAAAGACUCUAAGAGCUCAGCCUCUUCCUCAUCCAAGUCGACUAAAGGCUCAAGCUCUUCUAAAUCAAGCUCUAUGUCCAAGUCCAAGGACUCAUCUGAGUCCACCAAAUCCCCUACCAAACCCUCGUGCUCUGCCAGUGUCAGUAAGGCCUCCUCUUCUUCGCUGUCUACUGAAACCCCUUCCUCCCCUGGCCAGAAAACACAACAGAGCAGGACAAAAUCUCCAGCUAAAGCAUCAAAUACCGCAUCCUCUGGUCGUAGUACCCGCUCAUCUUCUGCUGCACGUGAAAGGGAAAAAAUAACAGCAGCAGUAACUGUCGAUGGAUCAAUGGAAACUCAUCUAGAGCCUCUUAGAGAAGAAACACAAGACACAGAGAGCGCAGUGGCAAAGUCUGACCACAAAGUGUCAGCAGAGGGCAUUGCUGCAAAAACUGGUGAGUCACAGACAAAAAUAGAAUCAUCAUCAGAGAUGCGUCCACCUCCACAGGGACAUGAGGUAGAGUUGAGCCAAGCCCAGAGUCUGGGUACUGAUUGUAAUGUGAACACUCUCAAAGACCAGAAGACAAGGAAACAGGAAGGGAAAGAAGAUGUUGACAAACAUUCAGAGGUGGAGGAGGACGAUAGAGAAAAUUUCCAAAUCCUUGAUUCACUCGAUGAUCAAACAGAUGAACAGAUGGAUGAUGGGGACCAACAUGGCAGCUCUGAAACCCAGCUAACUGGACCUGAGGGAAGCCAGACUUUGCAUGAGGAAAAAGGCAUAUUCCACUUAGAGGAGGACAGUGAAAUGGAAAUGACCAGUUCUUUACAAGUGCUAGACAGUGUUACUGAAGACCAAGCAGCUGCAGGUCAAGAGGACAGUCGCCUGGUCCAAGAUGACGGUUCCACAGUAAAACAACUGUCUGAGGAGGAUGCAAAUCCAGUAGUCGACAAAUCUGAUGAUGCCGUUAAAGAUGCAGUUGGUAAAGAGACAGAUAACAAAGACCAAUUCCAAGUGUUAGUUACAGGUAGCAAACAAGGUCCAAAGGGAGAUGGGAAGAAGAAAGAACAAAAAGAGGAAGAGGUCAAAGUUAAAACACUUUCAGCAGAAUCCUCUAAAACCUCCAAAGAUGUGGAAAAUCCUGAUGGCCGAAUCCCAAAUGAAGACCAGCCUCUUCAAGAAUGCGACAGCAAAGACAAUUUAAAAGGCCCUGCCACUGAUGUUACUGAAGAAGAAACCUUUGAGAUGUUGGAUUCAAUUAAUGAUCAAACUGCUACAGAAGACAACAAACUUGAAGAUCCCAGUGAGCAGAUACCUAAAGAAGACACUGGGCCCAUAGAGGAAGACGCAUAUCAGGUAAUUGAUUCGAUGGAAGAUCAGCCGAUAACUAGAGAGGUCGAGUCAGAGAUUGAUAACAAGGCAAAAAGCACCAAGAAAGAGGAAGCAACUUCUAGAAAAGAUGAGAGACCAUCAAAGAGGAGUGGCCCUGCAACCUCUGCAUCCAAAAGUGAAGAAAAAGAGAAAUCUAAGGACAAGGUAGUUAAAAAAUAUGAGACACGAAAUAAGAUGGGCACCAGUGCUGGGGUUUCUAAAAAAGACAAAGAGGUCACUGAGGAGGUGGUUUAUGAGGUAGUAGAUUCUGUUGAAGACGAACCGGUUGAAGAUGCUACUGCUACAGAAAGGUCAGGUAGAAGAAGAAGUACUAGAGGAAAAAAAGAGGAUAAAAUUACAUUGAAUCUCACAGAAGUGUCUGAAAAGCCCGAGCAGGAUACGUACAAGAUUCUAGACUCUGUGGAGGACGAUACUGCCGAUGACGAAACCACAAUCACGACAAGAUCUACCAGAGGAAAAAGGGAAAGAACAACUAAGAAAGAUGCUUCGAAUGAGAGAACACAAAAAGGGGACACGCCAACGAGAAGGAGGCACACUCCUGCCAGAGAGUCACAGGAACGAAACAGGGAAAAAACACCAAAGAGAGAGUCGAAAGUUCCUCCAGAAGAGAGCACACCAACAAAGAAGAAGGACAUUGUUGCAAGAGAGUUAAGUGAGGACGCUACCUGCGAAAUAUCCUGUAUGGAGGAAGAGGUUGUUAAGCAUGAUCGGCCCGCCACAGCAGGAAAAGGAAAGAGGGGAAGACCAAAGAAACCGGUUAAAACAACAAAAAAAGACAAAGUAACAUUGAAGGGUGACCAAGACGCAUCCGAAAAAGUGGCUGAGGAAGAAGAGGCAGUGUAUCAGAUUGUUGAUUCUGUGGAGGACGAGACCGUUGAUGAUCAGCCUCCAACAGGACAGUCUGAGAGUGCGAGAGAGGAGAACACUUCUAAAAACAGUGACAAGCAAAAUAUAAAAAAUUCAUCUCUUGCAGGAUCCCCCAAAAAUGAGGAGGAGGAAGAGGAAGAGCCUAUGUACCAGAUCAUAGAUUCCCUGGAAGACGAAGUUCAAGAAGAGCUGACAGCAACAGGUGGAUCUGAUAGAGGGAAGGAAAAUAGUGCGAUAAAAGAUGAGACUCCUACAAAAGAAGAGGCAUCAGCUGAAAAAGAAGGUACACCAACAUGUGGUACCACAGUUGUGAAAGCCUCUGAAAAAUGUCUGUACGAGAUAGUUGAUGAUUUAGAGGAGCUAAAUGAUGUUCCAUCUGCUGCAGAAGGGUCUGCUACAAGAAAUGAGGAAAGCACUCUCAAAACAGACAUUAAGAAAGAGGACAAAUCAACAACCAAGUCCCAAAGUGAUACUGCGACACGGCAAGAGGAACAAAAACCACCUGAGAAAAACGACACAACGGCAGAAACAAGCACUCUAGGGAACCUAGAUGAAGUGAGCGAGGAGGAGGAGGAUUACCCUGACGACACGGCCGAGGAGGAAGAACUGAGGAAGAGGCAAGCCUCCACAAAAGAGAGGCAGUUUGCCAAAGAGCGAGAAGCCAGGAGGAGGGAGGAGAGGAGAACCAGAGAGAGAGAGGAGAGGGAGCGAAGGAGUCGGAGUAACAGCAGCAGCAGAGGAGGAGGCGGCAGUGGGGGAGGUACGAGGAGGACGAAGCAGAGGGGGAGGGGAAAUGAGGAGAGAGUGGAUGUAGAUGCCCAGGAGCUAGUGACUCUGGAUGAGGUGGGAGCAGAUGAGGCUGGAGAGGAAAGGGCGCUGGAGAGCCAAGAGUGGGACAGGGCGGUCACGGAGGGAGACAUGCAAGCACUCGUCACUCUGGAUGAGUUUGUAGAAGAGGAGGAGGAGGGGAAGGUCGAGCAAAGGAUGCUGGAGACCCGCCCACUCAGCCAGGAGGACGAAUCAGUGGACUCCUUAAACCCAGAGACUUUGGUGACUUUAGAUGAAGCAGGCGGUGAUGAGGAAAAGAAGCCGGACGAAGAGCAAGCUGAGAAAACCUCAAGAUCUGUUAAACGCAAACACGAUGAUGACACAGAGGAAAGCAUGAAUUUUGUGACCGUAGACGAGGUGGGAGAGGUUGAGCUGGAUGAGGAGGAGGAAAAGAAAGUGGUAACACCCAGGACAAGAGGCCGAACCAAGAAGAGAAGCAGACAGACCCCUGUGAGAAAAUCUACCAGAGGGAAAAAAGUGGGCACAAAAGACGAGAGAGAAGAAGAAGAAAAGGAACCAGCUGAAGCUGAUGUACUGCCUCCCACGUCACUCGACGCCUCAUUGGACAAAGAUCUGUCCACGUUGUCGAGUGACGGUCAGCCAGAGAUUCAGAAGACUGAGGCAGAGGUGGAAGCAGCGGGCCGAGCCGACGUUGACGCUGCCCCUGCCGCCUCUGCUGGGCAGGAGCCUCAGCCGGAGAACCCUAAGAACCUGGAAGGAUGUGUGGAGGCAGGAGAAGAGGAGAAGGAAGGACGGAGCAGGGUGGACAUUAAAGCUGUGAGUAAGCAGAGGAGGGAGCUCAUUGGAACUGAAGCAAAACGAUCUCGUUCUCAGUCCCCUUGUGUCUCUGCCGACUUCAAACUGCCGGCAUUUAAACCCAACAACCCCCUCGGUCAGAACUUCGUGGUCCCCAAAUCAGGUUUUUUCUGUAAUCUCUGCUCUGUUUUCUACCUGAACGAGAGCACCGCAAAGGACCUCCACUGCAGCAGCCAGAGACACUACGACAACCUGCAGAAACAUUACCAGAAGCUUCAACAGAAACCAUCAAGACGUUCAACACAAAUUUCUCAAGGCUCUGUUUCUGAAUGAUCCUGACUUCAACUACGGAUUUAUUUUUGUAUUGUUUUGUUAAAAAUGUGAAUACGCUGAAGGUGGACAAGAGAAACGGCUUCACGAAUCACUGCAGAGACAGCUAUUCGCCAUUAUCACCACACAAUGUUCAUAGUGGCUAAUUGAGGUCUGUAACCUUGUUCCAUGUAAAUAAAAAUUAAUUAAUUAAAAUUACUUAUAAAUCUGCCAUGAUACCUAAUAAUAAACAUUUUAGCAUGAUUUGCCCAUUGGCAACUCCCUCCAACUUCGCAGUUUUGGUGCCUUGCUCUGCCCACAGUUGCACAGUUACAGCAUCGGUUGUAUUCUGUAAAAACAAAGAUGAACGGAGUUUCAUCAUGAAGUCGGUAAGAGUUACAUAUUAGCGUAAAACUUUGGAGCUAGGGUAGGUAUUUACCUCAGAAGCAUUUUUUGUUAUAUUUGUUGAAAUCUUUAUUGCGUCUCAACAGCAAACAGUAAAUCAAACACAAAAAUGAAACCAAUUCAGUAUCUUGUGCUGCUGCAGGACUGUAAUAAGCAACAUCUAGCUCCUUUUUUAAGAUUAAACUGUUACAGUGGGAGCUCAUUAACUGUUUUAAAAUUGUAUAAAUGAAGCUAAGAAUUUAAUGUUGCACAUGAUGUAAAAAGAUCAGAAGUGUCAACAACCACUUUAGCUUUAAUUAGCCAUGCAAGUGCAAAUUUACAGAACUGUCAGAUCCGAUGUCUCAGAACUAAACUAUGUGAGUGUGUUUUCUUAACUGCUAGACCAACACUAGCAAACAUUUAGUCUCUCGAUGACAAUAUAAAGACAUUUUGUUAUUGUUUCUAGUCUUGGAGAGAAUUUUUAUGUGAAAUAAUUUACUUGUGAAGGUUAUUAUGAAUCUACAUUAUAGGAUGUCUUUGUGUUUCUUCUUUGAAGAUGUAUCAGAAAUGCUCAUAGUUUCUACACAUGCAGGACAGGCAGAGGUAUGUUUUUUACAUGUAAUCACACAUUAAAGGUGGGGUAAGUGAUUCUAAUCCAAUACAUGUCGAGUUGUUAGUUUCACUGUCUGGAGCUGGUGUGCUGGCUCUGGGACAGUCUUGUCCUCUCUGAGCUAACGUUAUAAUGUUUACUUGCUGUGUCGUUGUUUGCUCGAUAUUAUGGUAUUUCUCAUGGAAUUGAGUUUCUCAAGAAUCGCUUAUCCCACCUUUGAUCCAGUAAUUUAAACCUGUAGUUUUGUGGUAAAUUCAUAAAAGGUACCUGACAGUUUCCUCAUGUCUCUGUGUUGAUUGACUUGGUUUCAUUUAAGGUCACUUGUCCAAUAUGUUGACUUACUUCUGUUGUACAGUUUUUGUUCAGUUUCUAUAAAACAUCAAUUAAAGCCUGAGUGUCUCA
Micropterus salmoides (largemouth bass) is the source of this 12708-nucleotide messenger RNA. RefSeq lists its product as uncharacterized. The transcript is spliced from 35 exons. NCBI's taxonomy places the organism in Eukaryota, Metazoa, Chordata, Actinopteri, Centrarchiformes, Centrarchidae. The coding region runs from base 387 to 11336 and encodes 3649 amino acids. Gene Ontology annotation, molecular function: zinc ion binding; nucleic acid binding. Gene Ontology annotation, cellular component: nucleus. The record is from RefSeq and is a predicted model, not a curated record.